AUGACUACUCCGUUUUCGCAGUCUGUUUUUGCUCAAUCUCUCUUCGAAGAGAACCCAGCAAAAAAUGCAGAGAUAAUUGAGCCAUCAACACAAACUUCGCCAUUCCUUGUUUCGAAACGACAAAAAGAUGUAGGUGGAGACUUACGACGCUCUAAAACCACUUCGGACGUUCAUCCAGUUGCGUCGUCAUUGGAAGAUGCAAAUUCCGACGCGUCUACUUCGUCAAAAUUGCUUCCUAUUCAGGAAAUUCCAAAACAACAAGAUCAUUCAGGACCUCCUCCUUCUGGCUAUUGGAAACACCCUGUCGUUGAUACUGUCUCCAAACGUCUUCACGAUCAGAUCCCUACCGACCGCACUUGGAGCCGCAUGAUUUCUAAUCUUUUUGCUCUCGUUUGCUUUCAAUUUCUAAAGUGCUUCCUUCCAAAAACGAACUCUAUCAAAUUUGCUUCUUGGGCGCUUCAGUUUUUGCUGGUCCUUAACAUCCUCGAGGCUUUUUGGCAAUUUAUUCGCCCUCGACCUACUUUUGAUGAUUUAAAGCUAAGUCCUAGUCAAAGGAAGCUUCUUGGUUUACCGCCAGCUGAUCCAAGUUCCACUCGCGUGCCAGGCCCUAGCUUUCAACAGUCUAGCAAGAUGUCAAGUUUAAAGACUUUUCCUUCACAGCGAAGCACUACUUGGGCUUAG
Schizosaccharomyces osmophilus is the source of this 681-nucleotide messenger RNA. It is a transcript of the gene pom34, whose product is annotated as nucleoporin Pom34. The record is from RefSeq and is a predicted model, not a curated record. Lineage: Eukaryota; Fungi; Ascomycota; Schizosaccharomycetes; Schizosaccharomycetales; Schizosaccharomycetaceae. Bases 1 to 681 code for a protein of 226 amino acids. Gene Ontology annotation, cellular component: nuclear pore transmembrane ring; nuclear outer membrane. The transcript has a single exon. Gene Ontology annotation, biological process: spindle pole body duplication; protein import into nucleus.